GGACCACAGAAGAACACCCAUCUGCCCAAUGUUGAAUCAAUAUAUAGGUGCCAGAGAUUCUAGCACAACAUUUCUUCGCAGUCGCCUUUGGAUGCCUUUUGCACCUUUCUUUCAUUCCUUUUAAUUCAUUCUUCUAACUAUUCAUUCACUCAUUAUAUUUUAUAUCCUAUGUAAUCGUUUACUUCCAACAAUUUUCGUUUCGCAUCUUUCUACAGUAUUGUUUGCAUCUGCAAACAUGCAUUUCAUCAAUGUUUCAACUGGUCUUCUCCUCCUCAAUGCCUUUCUUUCCACAACCGCUAUUCCUGUUCGGUGGGUUUCCUCUUCUUUUCCAAACCCACAUAUUGUCAACUAACUUUCGACUAGACCCCAAGCUGCAGUACUGGAAGUGCGAACACUUCCUGUGGAUACGGUUGGGUCCCAGGCGAAGCUUGCAGAGCUCCAGGAAAUGAAGACGAUUAGUCAAGGCCCACAAGCACAAGCAAAUGGGUUCGCACCACCGGAGUAUUGGGAUGGUGAAAUCGCAAGGGUCUCGAAACUCUUGGAGAUUACGAGGGGGCUCAAAACCAAACGAGACCUUCAAGUUUGGACAUCUCGAACUGUGACGGAGCUUAAGGCGGUACUCGCUGAUAUCAAACGCUUGAAAGAAGAGAGUGAGAAGGAAGGUGCCAACGCCAAAUUGCCACCUUCAUAUUGGGAUAGCCAAUGGAACGCGGUCAACAGAAUUUUGCAGAUCGUGGAGGGUGCGAAGACCCCCAAAACCAAACGAGAGCUUGAAGACCGGGCAGCACCAGUCGUUAUAUCCUUUGAGGCAGCUCUUGCAAAACUCAAGCAGGCGAAAAUCCGGAGUGAACAGGAACGUUCAUGGCCGCCACCGACAUAUUGGGCUCGUGAAAUCAAACAUGCCGAACACCUAAUAGCGAUUCAUAAAUCGCUGAAGGCGGGGGCACCAAAAACACGAGACCUAGAAGCUCGGGCAGCACCAUUGGAGGCACCCAUACUUGCUCUCAAAAACUUUUACAAUGCUCAGCGUAAAGAGCUUGCCAAACUCCAUAUAGUUGUGCUUGAGGAGAAGCUCGCGAAGCUCAAGCUCAAGGAGUCGCUAAAGGAAAGCAAAGGCAAAUCCAUGUCAUUCAAAUCAAUCUCUUGGAAUCGUCGGGUUAAAAAUCCUAGGAAGCUGGAGAUAACGGCGAUUGAGGAGAAACUCAAAAAUGAGAAGGCGAGUUAUGAAAAGUAUUGGCCGUCAUCGCCACAACCACACAAACCAGACCUUGAAGCCAGGCAACCGCCAGCAGGAAUGGCUGAGGCCGCCGCUCGUCUCAAAGAUCAAUUGUAUUUUGGAACUUACUCCGCCAGUAAGCUUUCUGUCUCUCACUUUGAGAAGGAGAUUGGAAGCCUCAAGGCCAAGGCAGCACGACUACAAAGUGAAGGCGCAACUUCGGUUAGUGACCGUAAAGCUUUAAAGAUUACAAACAUUCGGAUACAUACGGCAGAGAAGGGACUCGCAAAGGCCAGGGCCACGGAGCAGUCAGGGCCAUCAUCACCACACAAACGAUACCUUGAAGCUAGGGGACCACCAUUACCAGUACCAGGGACUGCUGCGAAUAGGGCUCGUCUUAAGGAGGAGUUUUAUGCUGGAACCAAAAUCGCUCAUGUGACCGCUCUUGAGCUCUUGGAAGAGGAGAUUGCAAGGCUGAAGAUCCAGGCGGCGAACCUACAGAACAAACCUGAACCUUCAUGGUUAGAUGGUCUUCGUCUAAGGUUUAAGAAUGCGCAAAUAGUGUCAGUGGAGAACGUGCUUAAAAGGCUACGAGCAAAGGAGUCAUCAUCACCAGAGGGGCCAUCAUCAUCGCACAAACGAGACCUUGAAGCUAGGGGAGCACCAGUACCAGGGGCUGCUGCGAGUAGUGAGCGUCUUGGAGAGAAGCUUUAUUUUGGAACCAAAACCCCUUAUAUGGCCUCUCUAGAUCUCUUAGAGGGGGAGGUUAGAAGGCUUAAGAUGCAGGCGGCGAAGCUACAGAAUAAAGCUGCACCUUCGUGGAUAGAACGUCAACGUCUGAAUUACUGGAACCAGAAAGUAGUGACAGCAGAGAAGGCGCUUGAAAAUUUCCGAGCAAAGGGGUUAUCAUCGCACAAACAAGACAUUGAAGCUCGGGGCCUACCAUCACCAGGGACCGCUGAGUAUCUCGCUCGCCUUAAAGAAGACUUCAAUCUUGGAAAAGCGUCCGCUCAUGUGACCUCCCUCGGUCUCUUGGAGAACCAAAUGGCACAGCUCAAAAUCAAGGCGACUCAAUUACAGGGAAAAGUUGAACCGUCGUUUUACGAACAACUACUUCUCACGUUCACAAACAGGCAAGUAGAGACGGUGGAGAAGGCGAUCGCAGGGCUACGCGCAAAGGGGCCAUCACCACCACACAAACGAGACCUCGAAGCCAGGGCAUCAGUACUAUCACCUGAUCAGGCGGCUCGCCUUGCUACAGCAAUCAAAUCUCUGCAAGCGUCUUCGAACAAACUGGCAGCGAAUAGGAAUCGGGUGCCUGCUCUUGUUGCCCCCCUCAAAUCUCUAGAUACGUCUUUACAGAAGUUGCACAAAAGCCUACUCAACCUACAGACCAAAGCAGGCAAAAACGUGGCCUUGCAACCAGUAAGUAAAAAACCACCAGUCUUACCACUACAAAAACGAGACCUUGAAGCGCGGGGACCAUCACCGAAUGUCCUGGGUCCACUUAUGGUACCACUUAAAUCUGUUCAACAAGCAUCACUCAAGAUUGAAAUAGCUCUACUCAAGGAGAAUAUCGCAUCUUCCAAGGCCUACUUGGCACAAGCACAGCUUUCCCCCCCGCCAAAAUUUGGUAUAGACCGUAAUCCUGCGAGGGCCCAGCUAAGGGGAUUUGAGAAGGAGCUCGCAAAUCAGGAGGCGAAGCUUGCAAAGAUAUCCUGGUCACCACCACACAAACGGGGCCUUGAGGCGAGGGGACCAACCCCAGCGGAAGUGAAGGCAGCAAAGGAGCGUCUCAAUGCGGCACUCGAUCGCAUGAGUGUCACCUUGAACAAGUUUGAGAUAGGUAUUAUUGAGCACAACCUCGCUAAUAACAAGCUCCGGGCGUCGCAAUUACAGAGUGGGCUCACAAACAAGAAGAUACUAUCGUCCUCAGAACAUUCGACUUUAAAAACCUUGAGCGCCGACAUCAAGACACAAGAGGGAAUGCUUAAAAAGCUACGAAAACAGCCACACAAACGAAGCCUUGAAGUGAGGACACCACCAUUACAUGUGCUUGAAGAGAAUCUCGCCAAGGCCAACAUUGAGGUGGCGCACUACAGGACUCAAGCCAAACUUCCGGGUGCAUCGAAGGAGGCUCGUCAACUAGCAAGUGUUGCGACCCUUGGGUUGAUUAUACAGGAGGCCAAAGUUGCAAGGCUAGGUGGGAAGGCACACAAACGCAGCCUUGAAGAGAGAAGUCUACCAUUGCUCAAACCCGACCUGAGGAUACAUCUCCUAGAUCUCGAGAGUAUGAGAACCACCAGUCUCAACCGAGGUCAGCAUGACGCAGUGAACGAUUUCGAUGACAAAAUUCGGCUUGUCAAAAGCUUUUUAUAUGGGGGUCCGGUACAACCUCAGACCCCGAAGGGCCUGAAGCCCCCAAAGGCCGAAAAGGGCAAGGCCAAGGCCUCAACAUCAUCGAGCAAAAGGUAGCACGCGUAGCAUAUAUGGACCCGGGAAUUUGAGGUACUGUAAUGAUAGAUAUGGGAGCAAAUUAUUUGUUGGGUGGGGGCGUUGUUUACGGGUGAAAUGUUUAAUGUUAAGUGUUAAGAUCUAUGAGGGUACGAAAAUUUAAAUUGUUCAUGUAUUUUUCUAUACUCUCUUAUUUAGUGACGUUUCUGUGCUUCAUGAAUAAUAGAGCGACUGAUUGUCC
This is a messenger RNA of Hymenoscyphus albidus, 3911 nucleotides long. Lineage: Eukaryota; Fungi; Ascomycota; Leotiomycetes; Helotiales; Helotiaceae. The record is from the annotation of a GenBank genome assembly.